AACGGUGAAUAUUGAUUAGUUCAGAUUUGCAAAACAUAGGCAAAAGAACACAAAGUAGACUUAUCGAGCAUCAUUUUACUCUCUCAUUCGAAGAAAUGAAUUAAAAUUCCAUCAAAUAAAUCUAUAGAGUCUAGAUCAUAUAUAUUCUGUGUAAAAGAGUUUAGUGGCAUACAUGUCCACGACAAAGACGAGUACGAUGUCGAUGCCUCAAGCAGCAGCGAAUCCGGAAGUUGGCAGCGGUACUUCCACGGGCACUAGCCCCGCAGGAAGCGGGCCGGGGACGGCGACGAAUGCUAAACCUUCAGACCAGAGACUCUUUUCGUUGAAGAAAUGGAACAUUGUGGCGAUGUGGAGUUGGGAUGUAGAAUGUGAUACUUGUGCAAUUUGCAGGGUUCAAGUCAUGGAUGCCUGUCUGAGAUGUCAAACAGAGAACAAACAAGAAGAAUGUGUCGUUGUAUGGGGAGACUGCAAUCAUUCCUUUCAUAACUGCUGUAUGUCACUAUGGGUCAAGCAGAACAACCGCUGCCCUCUUUGUCAGCAGGAGUGGAUGGUCCAACGCAUCGGAAAGUGAUACGACCAAUCAAGCCCUUGGAAGGUGUGCGUCAGAUCAAUGCUGCCCUCUAUGUCAGCGACAAUGGAUGGUUUCAGGCAUUGGAAAGUGGUAUCACCAUACAUAUUUGAUGAAACUGUAUAACUUUGGACAUAAACGUGUCCUAAAAGAGCACAGAAAUAUGAUUGACUAUUAAUCAUUGAAAUAGACAGUAAAAGCAAGUUCUGUAGCUGUACUACAAUCUCAUAUCUUGGUUCAGUGGCCAUCCACUCCCUGUAUGUCAGCAGGAGUUUGCUCAUCGGUGCUUGCAGGCCAUGAUUAUCUCUACGGGUGACUUGAAGUCAGUUGUUGAAGAUUUAUUAAAAACUGUAUAACUUUGGCCAUAAACGUGUCCCAAAAGAGCACAGAUAAUAACAUGAUUGACUGAUAGGCAUUGAAACAUACAGUAAAAGAAACUACAUGUAGCUCUGAAAAUCUAUUUGAAAUUAAUGUGUGUAAAAUAUGAAAAGGGUCUUUUUGUGUCACAUCAUCUACAUUUUGAAAUAAAAAACCUCCCCUUUAAUUCUGCACAAAAUUGAAGUAUGAGUUUAAUUUGGGCUUCAACAAAUGGAUCCUUUUAUGUGUACAUUAUGCUGAUAGUUUUCAGUUUAUAAUGCCCUUCUUAUCCAGUUUGGCUAAAAUUUAGGGCACUUACUUCAACUUUCAAGUAACCAUCUCUAACUGCUGCACCAAAUUGUUUGAUGUUAAUUUAUUACAUCUGUAAAGGGUAAUUACCCAGGUGAUCAAGUUUGCCAUUAUUUUUAAAAUACUCUGAGCACUAAAGCGUUCAGUGACCUCCUGAGAGUGCUGACCUUUACUUUGACCUAGAAAAUUGACCUUUUGGAUCACCUAGUGAGGUCAAGAAGUUCUAAAACUGGACAUCGCUCUGGAGUGAAAACUAAUGGGGAUUUUUUUUUAUUGCUUGUGUAAUUAAUCUGUCUUAAUAAUUUAUCAUUAUUAUCAAGGUUGGCCAUUUGUUUAGAGAAAUAAUCCUUUAAAAGUUCAAGAAAAUGCCCUAUUUUGCCAACUUGGUUCAAACUUGUCUAAAUGUAAACAGUAAGGUCCAUGGGGCUAAAGCUUAAAACCUAAGUUCAUCCAGAGGUUAUUUCGAAGGGGCAGGAGUCUAACCGAUAUUUGAUUUGAAACAGAAUGAUGAAGUUUAUUU
Messenger RNA from Strongylocentrotus purpuratus (purple sea urchin), 1754 nucleotides. It is a transcript of the gene rnf7, whose product is annotated as RING-box protein 2. The record is from RefSeq and is a predicted model, not a curated record. The transcript has 3 exons. Bases 173 to 571 code for a protein of 132 amino acids. Gene Ontology annotation, molecular function: cullin family protein binding; ubiquitin protein ligase activity; zinc ion binding. Gene Ontology annotation, cellular component: nucleus; Cul5-RING ubiquitin ligase complex. Gene Ontology annotation, biological process: protein ubiquitination; ubiquitin-dependent protein catabolic process. NCBI's taxonomy places the organism in Eukaryota, Metazoa, Echinodermata, Echinoidea, Camarodonta, Strongylocentrotidae.